Aspergillus fumigatus Af293 is the source of this 609-nucleotide messenger RNA. RefSeq lists its product as uncharacterized. The record is from RefSeq and is a predicted model, not a curated record. NCBI's taxonomy places the organism in Eukaryota, Fungi, Ascomycota, Eurotiomycetes, Eurotiales, Aspergillaceae.
AUGCCAACAAAAAAGCGAAAAAGCUCGAAGCCUCAGUCGCCCCGCACACUUGAUCAAGCGUGGCAGCAACUCGUCGAAGCCCCUCAAUUUAUCCAGCAUCGUGGAGGGCUCACGCCGACUGAGGAAAGUCGCAUUAAGGAUGGCUUUGGCAUACUUCAAGAGUCAAACCGUCCUUCCCCUACAAUGGUGGGGAAUUACUGGCAGUUUUUGAAGAGCGUCGAAAAAGAUUGUGGUAGCGAGAUGGUCGGUUUAUGUGCAGCUGCUUUUGGUCGCACUGCGAUCGGAAGGAUGAAGUACCGGCUUCGAGUCGAGCUCGCCCUCAAAGUGAAGGAAAAUCAAGCAAACCUUCAUUGCGAAGCAGUGAAUAAGGCAGUUCAAGCUAUUAAGCAGAAGCGCAAACACGCACAAACUCGGGAUUUAGGAACGCUGACCGGUGACGUCUAUGAGCUCACAAAAGACGAUGCGAGGAUGAUAGCGAACUCGGAUCAAAUUGGAGGGAAAAUAUGGUUGACAGAUCCAUACUCUGUCAAUACCGCUUCGUUCAUAACCAUUCCAAUCUCCGAUGAGCUCAAAACUCAAUUUAUCAUACAACGUCCAAAAGUGAUGUAA